AUGUCUCUCUUUCAAGGCACAGUUAUUCUGGGGACCGCCUUCGAGGUCACCCAACGCUAUACCGACUUGGUUCCCAUCGGCACCGGGGUGUCAGGAUUGGUCUGUUCCGCCAACGACCUGAUCACCAAGAAUGUGGUCGCCGUCAAGAAGCUGUCAGAUCCGUUCCGGACCGCUGCCAUUACGCAAUUGCUGUUUCGCGAGAUCCGGUUACUUCGACAUUUGAAACAUGAAAAUGUGGUGAAUUUGACAGACAUUUUCGUCUCUCCGUCAGAGGAUAUAUACCUGGUGACGGAACACAUGCGGACCGAUCUCUCCCGCGGCCUAAAAUACAUCCACUCCGCCGGAGUCGUCCACCGCGACCUCAAACCGAGCAAUCUCCUCAUUAACGAGAACUGCGACUUGAAGAUAUGCGAUUUCGGCCUCGCGCGCGUCCAGGAACUGCGCAUGACCGGGUACAUCUCUACCCGAUACUACCGCGCCCCAGAGGUCAUGCUGUCCUGGCAGCACUACAACGAGAAAGUCGACAUCUGGAGUGCGGGGUGCAUCUUUGCGGAGAUGCUGCUCGGCAAGCCGCUUUUCCCUGGCAAUGACCAUGUCCAUCAGUUCAAACUGAUUACGGAGACGCUGGGGAAGCCUCCGAGUGAUGUUCUAGGGAAGAUCAAGAAUCUCAACACACUAGGAUUUAUCAACAGUCUACCAGACUACAAACCCAAAGCAAUCGCCGAUCUAUUUCCCGGCUGUGAUCCGAACGCAAUCAAACUCCUGAAUCGGAUCUUCGUCUUCGACCCUCAAUCACGUCCCACCGCCAAGGACAUCCUCGAAUCACCCUUCCUCGCACCCUACCACGACCCAACCGACGAGCCCACAGCAGUGGAAAAGCUCGACUGGUCUUUUCUGAAAGAAGAGCACUCGCUCGACACAUGGAAGUUGAAAAUGUACGGCGAAGUACUAGGCUACCACGAACGAGUCACGCCGCCACAAGGCACCGCCAAACUCCAAGAGUCCGACCUGUUCGAACCCCCGAAUCAUAUGGCACACUUCGACAUGAUGGACACCCUAUAG
Aspergillus campestris IBT 28561 is the source of this 1062-nucleotide messenger RNA. RefSeq names its product mitogen-activated protein kinase HOG1. Gene Ontology annotation, molecular function: ATP binding; MAP kinase activity. Gene Ontology annotation, cellular component: cytoplasm; nucleus. NCBI's taxonomy places the organism in Eukaryota, Fungi, Ascomycota, Eurotiomycetes, Eurotiales, Aspergillaceae. The transcript is spliced from 8 exons. Gene Ontology annotation, biological process: cellular response to oxidative stress; osmosensory signaling pathway; stress-activated MAPK cascade. The record is from RefSeq and is a predicted model, not a curated record. Bases 1 to 1062 code for a protein of 353 amino acids.